AUGUUUUACGUACCAAGUGGCGCUCUGAGCGGAACGCCGAGCAAUGGUAGUAAUGACGGUCUCGAUGGCGCGCAAUUUUCGGCGUGCGCUUCUCGAAAUUUGUCUGGGCUAUUGGACGAACAGCGAAAGAGAGGAGUUGGCACGGCCUCACUUACAAUUACAGGUGUGUUUUAGUUCACUACAGAAAUGUUCCAUUCAGGAUAUUUACCGUAGUUAGUGAGCGUGACUGAUGUCCAAUUUUGAUGCGAUUUUCAACGAAAUACGGUUUUCCGAGAAAGAUCUGCGAAACAGUGAACUUGGUACAUGCGACGCAGUUUUUCAUAAAUGUUUUUUUUUUAAAAUAUUGGUCACAUCUGCGAGCUGUUUAUAGGUGCAAUAAUCAAAGGCUUUUAAUAACUUAGCCUAUGUUCUUUUCCAUGUAAGAAUAAAUUAUUUUAUAUUCACCAUCACGGUUUCAUAGGUCUUAACUGAAAGAGCUGAAUGGCAUGCUAUUGUUUCUUCAGCAUCACUUCUAAAGCCCUAUGAAUAUUCAGCAAUAAGCUGACAGAUACAACCAUAGUUAGUAGAGGAGACUACUAACUAUGAUACAACGUAUUGUUUGUGAAGAGAUGCAAUGUUUAUUCAAUGUAUUGAAAAAUUGCCUCAGAUUGUAAAAUUAUGUUUUGAGAUACUAGUAUCGACACAUCUGGUUAUUCUUAAAAUACAUAAGUUAAAAACGAAAAUUCAAUUGCUAACGGUUCUAAUUCUAAUGGUUAUCACCUACUCAAGUUAAUUGCAAAAUGUGCAUGUAAGACAAUUAUAAAGGCUGAUAAGAUUAUUGGAUGUGAUACUAGACUUUGUGGGGGGGAGAGAUACUACUCGCAAUUCUGAGCAGAGGGAGUCUCAAUUUAGACCAAAACAUGGCAUCAUUUUCAGAUUUGGCCCUUUGUUGCAAAAUAAUAUUAACCUUUGCAUCAGUGCGGAAAUUAAGAAUGUUUAAAACUCUCUUGAAAAUUCAGUGUUCUGUUUUGAGAUAUUGUUUUUCUAUGACUGUAUUAUGCACUCGAGUUCAAAGUACAACAACAUGGUUUGUUUAUCUCUGAUGGUUCCUUUGAAAUAUCAUGCCCAAUUUAAAACUAUAUUUGUCAAAAUCUACAUCCACUUUCCAAUCAAUGUGGCUUUAUCCUUUACACCCUAACAUCAGUAUCCAUAUUCUCUAUACUUUUCUCUAUAAAUUUCUGUUGUUACUGACAUGGAGAAUUUGUUUAACAAUCAAAGCUUCUUACAUUGGGGAUCAUUUCCUUUAUUGUCACAAUCUUAAUUAAUGAUUCAGCAGUUUUAUUGCAAGGAGAAAUUAGAUGCAAGUCACUCUUAGAGUUUGAAGGGUUAAAAACCACGCCUUUGAGGUAAUGCACAUAUUUGGGCCAAGGAGAAGUAUUUUCCCAGAGAUACUGAUGGUAUUAGUAAUUGGAAAGGUUCUCCUAACUGCAAUGAAACAGCAUACUGCAGUGUUGUGAAACUUUCCUAUUCUUUGAUUUUUGUCGAAAUUUUGGUGACAUAAGACGAAAGGCUUUUUUAUUAUCUAGACUUGUGGGAAGUAUUUAGAAUAAUCAAGAGUGUAGAUAAUCAGAUAUGUAAAUAUCAAUGAGCUUAAAAUAACACCGAAUACAUAUCAUCACAAACUCUCAAAUCAUUGUGCAUCACUGCCACAAUUUUACAAAGUAUUUACAAAAACAUAUUACGACAGCGAUGUUAUACCAUCUAAAAUGCUGUUGUAAAUCAGUUUGUUUCAAAUAGCCAGUGUGUGUGCACAUUACUAAUUCUAUCAUUCUUUGAAGCUGUAUUAAUGUAAUAGCAGUAGCAUUAAGAAUUUCUCAGGACAUCUGCUUUGUUUGGUGGGAGAAAGUAGUGACUGAUCUCAAAUGUGACCAAUUAAUAUUCAUGAAAACAUGGGAUCAGAAAAGCAAGUUCAAAAGAUCAUCAUUAUCAUUCAGUAGAAAAAUUCAGGAGAAAAUAUCAUAUCUAAAUUUGCAAAAAAAAACCUCUCUAUCUCUAAAUUAGAUGUUUUACCCUUCAACCCCCUAAAGUGACUAAUUAAAAUGUAACUUCUCCCCAUAGCAUCUGAUCAAUUCCUCCAGCAAACAGGUACAUGUAAUAAGAAUGCUCAAAGUUAUCAUGAAGAAGUUGUUAUCUUGAUCUAAUACUGAAUUCUCAGAUAAAUAUAUCAGUAUCUGGGCAACUGCCCACCUACCCCUCCCCCUAGCCCAACAUUAACCUUAAGUUGUUAUCAAUUGACUGUUGUUGAGUUAGGGGAGGGGUAGGUGGGCAGUUGCCCAGAUACUGAUAUUGAUUUGAAUUCUCUUAGCUAAUUGAGAAGGAAAUGUGUUGCAGCCUGAGAGGAGAAUUAACAAUUAGAUCUUGGCAGUUACAUGUAAAUAGUUGAGGAACUCGUGAUUCAUGUUCUAUUGCAAUUUUUUCUUCUGCAGUUGUUGAGGGGCGAAACCUUUCAGUUAUGGACCCCACAGGAAAGUCUGAUCCAUAUUGUAUAGUGAUUGUUGGCAACCAGGAGAAGCGCACGGCAGUGCAGUAUAACACCAUUGCUCCAGUAUGGCACGAAACAUUACAGUUUGAAGUCAGUGGUGUACCUCAGCUCAUGCAGAAUGAAUCAAGUGAGACCAUCCUUUGAAGUGUAUAGUUGUUUAUCACUAUUACUGUUAUUACUGAACAUUGUAAAGGAGAUGCACAGAGGAAGGUGUUGGUGUUGUGUUGUUUUGCCAGACAUGAUCUGUUUAGCCCUUUAUGCCCUAACAUCAGUAUGCAUAUUAUCCUUAUUGUUCACUAUACAUAUCCCUGGUAAUAACAAGACGAAUUUGUUUAGCAAUCAAAGAUUCUUAGAUUGGUGAUCAUUUCCUUUAUUCUUAUGAUUGUAAUGAAUGAUUCAGUAGUAUUACUGUCAGGAGAUUUAAAUGUUAGUCACUCUGAGGGUAUAUAGGGUUAAGCACUCACUGUGGUGGGCUGUAUGAACCAUUUUGUCUUCUACAAGCUGUGAAAUGAAAAUGGAUAAGCCAUUGUCAGCUGAAUUAGCUACAUGUAGUAUAUUCUUUACAAGCUGGAUAAUGAAAAUAGAUGGGCUUUACCUAAAAUCUCUUUGUAUUGACUUUUUUUGAAAAUUGUGAUUUUCUUUUAGUUGAGAAUGCCAUGAACUGUUGCCUUCAACACUAUAUCCAGAUUGAUGUGUGGGACCAUGAUACUCUCAAUCGUGAUGACUUCAUGGGUAAGAUUCAAAUCCCAGUCUCUCUUCUGUCAGAAGAAACAACAGCUUGCUGGUUCCCCCUGGGAAGAGGUUCAGCCAAAGAAAAUAUUCGUGGUGAUAUAUUUUUGGAACUGACAUUGAAGGCAUCUCAGGUAUUGGCUGAUAUUAAGUUGCACACAGUUAUUGUUAGUAGUGCAGUCAAACCUGUUACAAGCAGUUACACACAGGGAUCUCAUUAGUAAUUCUCCUUACUGUCUGUGAUAUAAUUCUUAUCAUGUUAGUUUUGAGAAUUUGGUAUUGGAUCAACUUAUAAUCCUCUAAUUGAUAUUUUUUCUUUAUUCUCAUCACUUGUCUGGAUAUUGUGUUGAUAUUGUAAGGAGAAAUUCUGUCUUGGUCACUCAUGGGAGUUAAAGGGUUAAUAAAGGUUGACUGCUUAGUACAGGUUCUACAGAACAGGAGUAUUACAACAAAGUGAUUAGGAAAAAAAUUUACAUGCCAUAAUUGACCACUCCAGAUACAAAAACUCGCUAUGCAACCAACAUUGAUUUUGGGAGAGAAACAUGGAUUAAAUUUUACUUGAAAGAUUAUUCUAAGUUUUAUUUGAGUGUUUCUGCUUAAGUGACCUUUCAACUCAGGUAGAGGACAAAACAAACAGGCUGUUGGGACUCAGUUAAGGGUAACCACUACUGUAAAAUAGAGGUGACCACUUAAUAGAGGUGAAAAUUACAGUGAUUAAGGGGAAACAAUUUGGAACUUUGAUAACUGACAGCCUAAUACAGGGUGACCACUUAAUAUGGUGCUACUUAACCCUUUAACUCCCAUAAGUGACCAAGUGAUGAGAAUAAAGAAAAAUAUCAAUUUGGGGAUAAUUAGUUGAUCUGAUACUAAAUUCUCUGAACUAACAUUAUAAGAAUUGUAUGGUUGACAGUAAGGAGAAGUACAAAUUUGAUCUGGGAGUUAAAGAGUUAAUACAAGUUCAACUUAAGUAACAACCUCCUCUAAACCUCUGACCCCUGAAGUGAUGUGAUGGGUUCACUUUUAUUUAUUUAUUUUUUUAAUUUAUUCUACUUUUUAAUACAUGAAUUUUCUUUUUAUUGUGAGUUUACUGAUAUAUUUAAAACAUUAUUUGAUUCUGUUUCUAAAGCCAGUACCAAGGUGGUGUAUGGACUAUGAGCUGUAUUCACUUUGCAAAAGGAAACCUGGAUUUGAGAUUCCUGUUGCAUUUGGAGAUUCUGUGGUUGAUUUUCCAGGUACAUGUACUGUACAAUGAAAUUUUGUUGUGGAACAUGUGUGUUUGACUGUUUCAAUAGUUAUCAGCUGACAGAGUAUUUUUAGGCCCUAUCCAUAUAAUUGUAUUUAAAGUGCUCUUUUUUGUUGCAAAUUAAACACAGUAAGAUUAUUUUCAUCCUCAUUAAAAUUUUCAUUUUGUUUUCAUCUAACCUCACAUUGAAAAUGAAAAGCUAAUCAAGAUGAAUAACAGUUACAAGCUUUAGAGCACAAAAGUGGGUGUGACAAAAUACUGUUGGAACUAUGCUGGCAUAAAUUUUCAGGCUCUAUAUAAGCAGUGAAAAAUUACACACAAGCACUUGAACUAAUCAGAAUGAGGGUGCUAUUAAUAAUCUAGCAGCAAUACUGUAUGUGCUUUUGGUUUGUUAGUUAUUCAGAUUUUUUGUAACUUGUAACUCUGGGUGUAUGUUGUAGCAUUAAAAUAAGAUUUUUUUUAACCUAAACUAUUUGUUACAGUAGGAGGCAAACUAGUUUACUGUUUACAAAGCCAAUAAAUUUCACAGAGGAAAAGAGAAAAUAAAUUCCAUGAGUAGCAGGGUAGCAGGCAUUAUGACACAACCGCCUGAUUAGAAUUCCAGCAUUUCAGCUAAAAGGCCAUGCUGCCAUCUAUAUGGUUAAUAUUUUGUAGUAGUCAUUUUGCAUCUGACAUGUUGGCAGGCGAUGCAGAAAGAGUGGAGAUGGUUAUUGAUGAUGUGGUUGUUGAAGUCAGUAAACACAGAGGUAUUGGGCGAAUGUACCUUACAAACUUCAGGUGGGCAUUAUUUGCAGUGUUUUGUAUUCAUAUAAAAUGAGUAGACAUUUACUGUAUUUUUCUAAUAACAGCUGUCCUGCAUAAAUUUACAUGCUGGCUUCUAAAUUGAUUUGUUUUUCAUUUCCUUUGCAGACUUGUGAUUCUCUGUCACUUGUCUGGUUUGACUGCAGCUGGGUAUACUUAUGUGAGUAUCUAUCAUGUUGCUGGAAAAUCUUGUGAGAGUUAAUUUUGCAUAGAAGUGUUUUUUUCCUCAUCUGGAAUAAACUCUGACUGAUAUUUCUGUUGGGAACUAGUGAUAAUUGGCAAUUGUUUUUGCUCUAGCAGCAGUGUAUUACUGGCAGUGAGGCAGUAAAGGUUAUAUCUUUAAAUUUGGUCACCACUCUAUCAUUGAAGAUGUGAGAAUUAGGUUUUGUGAUUCAGAAAAUUUAUUUACAUGUAAGGUCAGGUUUCUUCUUAUAAUUAAAAAGUAGUUGGUUUUUUUUCUGUCAAAAGUUUAUUGGCUCAGUCUGUAAAAGUGGGUAGUUUGCCAUUUUUUGCAGUGUUCUGUUCUGCAGGAUCUUUUAUUUUUUCCUGCAUGAGCCUAAUAAUGCAUAUCAAGAACAAUCCACAGAAUUUGCAAACAGUCAAUUUUCCCAAAAUUUUCAUGGUACACAGAAGUGUCAAAUAACACAUGGAAAUGUGUUCUUGGAGAUUAAAUUUUUGAUAGGAUGAUAGAAAGGACAGUAAGGCUGCAGUAUUUAUUUUAGACCUCAAUUAAAAUUGAAAUGAUUUCUAACAAAGCUUUUGUAACCCUUUGAUGGCUCUGUUGUCUGAAACCUUUUACUUGUCUACAUGAAGAAUUAGUGUUGCUUAUGAUGUAACAAAACAUGCAAGAACAUUUUGUUCUUUUAUGCAACUCAACUGAUGUUGGUGAAGAUACUGAUUAUUCAUAUUUUAUUUUUUCUUUCAUUUGGUCUCAUGUUACAGGACAUGUCUUUGACAGUUGCACUAAAUAACAUCCAGUCAGUUGACAGAGGGGAAGAUGAAAAAGUAAGUUUCCUUAAGUUGAAUUUAUCAUAAACAUUUUCAUCUAUUUUCUUUUAACUACAUUGGAGGCAGGAGUGUAGAAAGACCCUAGAAUUAAUUCGUAAAUAACAUUCAUUCUGAUGUCAUAUUGCUUUUUCUGUGUGAUGUGAAGCUUCUCAAAGCAAAAUUUUGAUAAGAUACUCUGUGGGCUGCCUAAAACUGUACUGAGGUUGCUGCUGAAUUUCACCACCUAAUGGCCUCAUUAUUUCCACAAGAGCAGGUAUUGGCCCUAUCCCUCCUUUCAGAAAUCACCUUACGGUAUCAAGUGGAUAUGCCUUUACUGUAAAACUAGCUUUGUUUUCCCUAUAGAUCACUAUGGAGUACACUCUGUAUGAGAUGUGCACUUUACUUCAGAACACACCCACAAGUAACUGUAAGACUUAUUAUGAAAUGAAAAAAGUGCAUGUAAAUAAAACCAAGAAAGGAAAUUAGUUUGAGAAUUGAGAUCUAUAUAUGUCAACAAAACCUGUAAUUAAGAACAUGCCCCUUUUUGUUGUUAGAUCCCGCACUCUGUUUUCAACCUUUGAUUUUUAAUAAGUUAUUUGGCUCAACGCUUCUGAGGUUGAUGGAUAAGUUAUCAGCACCCCCAAUGCUUAAACGCAUAACUUCUCCUUUCUGUCUUUCAUGAAGGUUGUUUCAAGGACUGUUAGAGGCAAUGCUGGUUUCUCUGAUGUGAAGACCCUGACUAUAAGAUGUUGGGAUUUCCGCACAAUCCGGCUAAUCUUCAUGAGGAAACCUCAAUACUUGCACAGCUUUUAUAUGCCUCCGGAUCCAGGAAGUAUGCAGUCCAGUCCAGAUUCUAUUCUUGCUUCACUACAACCCAGCAAUGCGGAAUGUGUCAAAGACUCAAGCCUACCGUCAACAGGUUCGGAGGGAGAAGGCACUGAUGGUGAGACGACCGGUGUUAUGGAAAUGGCUUUCCUUUGAUUCUCCAAAAUAAUUUUCCAUUCUGGAAAUAUCCCGCGAAGUAAAACGCCGCAAAAAUAUAUCACCUUCAGUCUAUGACAAAGGAAUGUGUCCCACAAUGGUUAUUGUUCAAAACAUGCAAAUGACAGACUGAUUCGUUCCUGAUCCCUACUGAGAAUUCAGAUAUUCUUUAUCUCACGUUCGUGUUUUGAGAUUUUUAACACCUUUUUUUUUUUUGAGCAGUUUUCAAUUUUGAGCAGCGAAAGUAACGCGGGAUUGCAUUGGUUUUGCUUAACUGUGAUUGGUUUGGAAAAUGUGUGCUACUCUUUCUACCAAUCAAAUACAUAAUUAAAACCGGGCGCGUUUGGUCACUCGCGUUUUCCCGCCCUUAUUUUUAAUUUAUUUAUUUUGAGUUUUUAUUGGCUCCUUGUGUUAUCCUCCUUUCUUCUGAUUGGCUGUUUCUAAAGAAAUUGUUCACCUUAACGCUGAUUAUACAUUAUGUACAACAGGGAAACAACCUUCAAACCAAUCUCAACCAACAGACCUUCUCGCGGCAAAUGAGUCUGCGGGAAACCUCACACGACCCAGCAGUUGCAGCAGUUUCCGGAUCCUGUCACGCAGUAGCAGUAGUAGCAGCAGUGUGGCGGGUGUCAGCUCACACGGGUCUGAUGGUCCACAGCUUGUUCCUCAAGGUACCUCAGGGGUGUUGGGUCCAGGAUUAUUAGCAGCGGCACUCAGCGGUGUUGGAUCAAUGAGUAAUGCAUCGGAGAGAUUGAAGACUGAGUUGAUACCGGCCUCCACGUGAGUGCAAAUAGAAUAACUUGGUAUACAAAUAGUUCCAAAACGAACCUUGUUGAGGCUGAAAACGUUUUCUCCGUGAUCAUGUUCUUUCACGGUUUUCUCCUUCGGGAAAAACUUCGUACGCGCGCUAGUUUCUCUAAACUCCUAGCAAACUACACAUCAGAAGAAAGCUUAAUAAAUGCAGUUUAUGAUAAAAAUAUAAUUCAAGUGAGUUUUAACGUCAUUGUCUGCAUAAAGAGCAAGUUUCAAAUGAAAGUCAAAAGUAUUCCGAGGUUGCUGUGCUUUUACUCUACUUCGCUCUGUAAUUGGUGCACAAAACUCGCGUCAUUUUCUCGACCAAUUAGAUUCAACGCUCGCGUUUUCCCGCGCUACAGGGUAGAGGCCAUUUUCGGUAUAUUAAAAUUCCAAUUUGGCUUCGAGGCGGAAUAACACAAAAGAAAUCACAUCGAGAUAGAGGGAUGGAUUACUAAUUUCUUUUGUCUUGUUCCCCAUAGCCUCGGAGCCAUGUUAGAAUUUUGAUAUAUCAGAAAAGGCCUAUUUGCUUGGUUUUACUCUGAGUUCUCAUUGAUUCCCGGUGAUAUCUUCCUUCGUUCUGAUUGGCUGUGGUGAUUGCUUUGGUUUCGGUCUUACGACAUUCAAUCAAAAAGCACUCUAUUGAUGAUAGUGAACCCUGUUUCAGGCAUAGUGUUUCAACAAUUUGACAACAAUCGUAAGAUAAAUCGUUUUGUUCUCUAUUUUUUGCAGAUUUUUAAAUCUUUACAUUAGUGUGUUUUAUCAAAGACUAGAAUACGUGGCCAUGAAUGCUGUUGAUAAUCCUCCAUCUCUGCACUUUGUUAAGUGAGUAAAUUUUCGUCCGUAUUAUUAUAACUGUUACUGUCGUCAUGGAACUCGAUUGUGUGAUGCAGUCACACAGUGAGAGAUUUCAAAUACGUUCGACCGCCCGGUAAGUAAAGUCCUUAGGAUCAAUGCCAGUAGCUGUGUUACUGCGCAGCUUCUCCUCCUCUAACCCAACAGUAGUGUACCAAUAUCAACCUAGGGUUAAUGUUUGGUUAGGGGAGGGGUAGGUGCACAACAUGCUCAGUUACAGAGUGAAAUCAGAACAACUGGUUAUUGUAAUUUAGAGGUCGUUUUCUUCAGAUUCGGAGAAUUUCCCAGUUGAUGGUAGAUUGUCAUUUUUGGGGGGGACAAAAAGGUAUUGUGUUACAAACAUGAAUGUUAACAUCACAAAACGAAUUCCUUCGUGUUCGAUGCCAACCGUAGUCGCAAUAAAGAAUGAAGAAGCUUAGUCGAAGUGUAAAUUGUCAAGUCAGCAUCAAUGGGAAUCCAGUCGUCCAAGGAAUGUCGAAAAUCUUGCAGAUUUCCUCUCUUCUGGGAAUUCAAUGGAGGAAUAUCUAUAGUUGGCAUCGAACCCCCCCCCCCCCCCCCUCUCCUAACUGUAGUAAACGGUUGGUUUUCAAAGUCCCUAGUUCUUUCCCUUUAAACACUGUAAUUUUUACCUCUAUUUAACAGUCACCUACAUAAAGCGGUUGUGGUCACCCAUUACCGAGGGGUUUGUUUUUAGUCUAUCUGUUUUGAUCGGUCACUUAAAGCGGGACCAUUCAAAUGAAAGUUAGAAUAAUAUUUUUCAACUAACUUAAUUAACUAGCUGUGGAAUAAUUUUGGAGGAAUUCAAGAUAACUUUCUUCUUCUCACCCAGAAUACUGCCAAGGGACACAGAACUAAGCGGCUGGAGUGUGUAUGACUUCCAUGAGGAGUUUGCAAGGCAACAGGUAUGUCCACGUGGAGAUCCCAAACGGGAUCACUCGGGUAGAUCUCUUUCUUGACUAUGAAAAUUGCAUCUCGGUUGAAUAAACCACCUCGUAACAGUAAUGCCUUUACAAUGGAGUGAAACAAGCUAUCAUUAAAAAGUUUGUGAUCAGCACCCUGAUCUGACAUAUGUAAAACACUUUCCAUCAGUGAAAUCUUUUUCUAGUGCACAGUAAUUCCGAUGUGAUGACUCCUUUGUAACAACGAACCAUGUUGUGUGCUGAAAAUUCAUUUGUCAAGGGAACACAACGUCGCUUAACCCCUUUAUAUGGACUCGUUUUCCCACUCACCAUGUCUUGGUAUCGGGUUUUGAUGUUUGAUUUGUGUUGAAAUAUUUUGAUGAGCCCAAACAUAGUGAAGUGAUGAUUCUUAGAUGAAAAGAUCCUUUAAUUUUGCUGUAGGUCUCUGACAAAUGGCGUGUCAGUUUAAUCAACCAAGAGUUUCUCCUUUGCUCAUCGUACCCGCCACUGUUUUAUGUUCCUGGAGAAAUACAGGUGAAUAAGGUUACGUCUGCUCUUUUCCUGAGAGCAUUAAAAACGAAACGUUUUUUUCUCUGUUUUCAAAAUAUACGGGUCUACUCGUAGCGUAUACGAUUUGUCGUCGUCUGUCCACACGUACUCGAAAACCUUUGUUGGGGUCCGUUCACGCUCUCUUAACGAAAUCAACACUGAGGAGUGUUUUUGGAGGGCUAAGGCGUAUAGAAGAAAUCUCCGUUUUCAACAAUGUUAGUACGUGGGAUCUUAAUUUUUGCCUCAAUCAACUCUGAGGAGCGUUUUUGGAAGGGUAAGCGUAUAGAAGAAAUCUCCGUUUUCAACAAUGUUAGUACGUGGGAUCUUAAUUUUUGCCUGAUUGGUUGAAAUUCAAUUUAAGUGAUUAGGGACAGCGUAGUUGUUUAAUAGAAGUUAAAUAGUCUAAGAAGUUCAGAACAUUCUGAACCAUGUCCGUAGCUCCGUGUUAGAGAUUCGGCGUGGGUUCACCCGGUGAUUACUUUUCCUAUUCUUUGUCAACAGGAUUCUACACUGAAAGAGUGUGCUGCAUUUCGAAGCAAAGUAAGUAAAUGUAGUGCUUCGUUUAUCUUCUUGUUACAGUCCUUGUCAGGAACACGGACUUGUAGUAAUGUAACGCCGUUGGGCCUCUUGAAAUAGAAACACGUAUCUUUGCAUUUCGUGUUUCGUUAGUUAUAUUUCGCCAUCUCUCGCCCAACAUGUCACUUUUUGGCAGCUUUGGUAGCCACACAUACAUCGUGGAAGGACGAAGGGAAGGGAAAGGAUAUAUCUCCCUCUCUCUUCUUGAAAUAGUAGAAAGUGCUCCAGACUUUCGUCUCUACAUGUUUGAGUUUUUUUGCUUAUUACUAAUAUUUACUUCAGGCGUGGUUAAAGGAAAUUAAUCACAAGUUUUGCCGUAUUUGUUUUGUAAUAGGGCCGUCUUCCAGUCCUGUGUUGGUACAAUUUCAAAAAGGGUAAUUUUAUUAUGCGUUGUGCACAGCCGAAGACUGGACCUGCUUUUAAGGUAUGUAGACUUAUUUGUAGUUAGUGAGAAAUCAAAAGUCUCGUUCAUUUUUGUAAAGACCUCCAUGUUAACGAUGAUAUUGAAGCGACCGAACGGACGCUCCAUGGAAAGUUAGUAUUAUCACAUGUCUAUCGAAACCGAGCGCGUCAUUUUCUCAACGGUUAUGUUUGACCCAAAUUGACCAAUAAGGAAGCAGAAUUUUAUUUUGUCAUCUUAAAUUCCAAUCCCUCGUUCUUUUUGGUCUAUAGCCCUUACGUGAGCCAACCUACCGCUUGGUUAUUGGCUAUACACUUAAAACGGCUUGCUUGACUUAAUUAAGUUAGGCUGUUAAGAUGUAUUUAUUUGUUUUAAGUCGUUUGCCUUUCUAUGUCUCUGUGAAAUGAAUGACAGAUAGACAAACAGACGGUUUCUAAAAAAAUUGUGAUGCAUUGGCGAGUAACAUAUAGUUAAUUAAAGAGUGAAAGUUAUAAACUGCCAGACUGACAGACGGACCGACGGAUAGACAGACGGACAGACCGACAAAUAGGCACACAAGCAGAGAGACACAAAGACCGACUGGUAGGAACACAGGCAGGCAAACAGAUUUACAGACCAACAGAUAGGAACACAGACAGACAGACCGACCUACAGAUAGGUACACAGGCAGACAGACAGACAGACAGACAAAUAGACAGACUGACAGAUAAGCACACAGACAGACAGAUAGGCACACAGACAGACAGACCGACAGAUAGGCAGAUAGGCAUAUAGGCACACAGACAGAUAGACUGACAGAUAAGCAUACAGACAGACAGUCAGACAGACAGAUAAGCACGCAGACAGACAGACAGACCGACAGAUAGGUAUACAGGCAGACAGACAGACCAACAGAUAGGCACACAGGCAGAUAGUCAGACUGACAGAUAAGCACACAGACAGACAGGCAGACAGAUAAGCACACAGACGGACAGACUGACAGAUAGACACAGGCAGACAGACAGAUAGAUGGACAGACAGACCAACAGAUAGGCACACAGGCAGAUAGACAAACUGACAGAUAGGCAUACAGACAGACAGACCAAUAGAUAGGCACACAGGCAGACAGAGACUGACAGGUAGACGGACAAGGAAAGAAGGGCAGACCGACAGACUGACACGGACAUUUAGACGCAUAGCUCAUUUCCUCAAUUUUAUGUUGCCUUCUUUCAGAACUCAAUUGAUGAUGAACUUGUCAUUAGCACUGCUAGGAAGUGUAACAAAUUUACAGAUAAGCUGGUAAUCUUUGAUGCAAGGUCCAUGUUUGCAGCUGGUGGUAACAUGUUGAAAGUAAGUUAGAAUUUGAACGCCUGUCAGCUGGUGACGCGUCAGCUUUAAAGCCAUUCGGCUUAAAUAUUAUGCUCCGCUGUGAUUUGAGCAUUUUGAUAAUGUAUUGCUUCACCGAUCCACUGUCCUAUCGCUCUCUUGUUGUUGUGUUUCUUGAUUAUAGUCAUCCCUGCCUCCAAGAUUUUGCUUUUACUGUCUCCAUUGUUUCGGUUGAACUCACUCACUCAAUUUUCAUUAUCUCGUGUGGGACUUAUGCUAAGAUCAAUCUCCUCAUCAAUUAUUCUACAUGGGCGCGCCGAAAAUGAGAUCAGAUAGCAAACGUCAUUGCCACAUGUAAAUAAAUUCUGUUGCGCACUUAGCAAAUAAAAACUUCUUAAUUUUCCGUUAAAUACGUUGAAAUAUUUUUUAUACCGAAGUUAGUGGCUUUUUUUGGCGGAUGAGGGAGUCGCAUUUCUUAUUAGUUCUGUGAUUUCUUAAGUUGCCAGUGCUUCAUGGCUUACUCACAGAAAUGUUUUUCUCACUUCGCUGACGAAUUCAUUGACCUUUUUAGUCGGAGCCUGGUUAUGAGCUCGGAGCUAGUUUACAGGCAUGAUCGAUUCUCCAUGCGUGGUUGAUUUGAACAACUAUCACAAAUCACGUACUUAAACUACUAGGAUGUUGUUAGGUAACAUUAUUAUACACAUGUAAUAUGUCCUUGUUACAGGGAAAGGGAACAGAGGACACAGUAAACCGAUACCAGGGCUGUCAAUUGUUGUUUCUUGAUAUUCCUAAUAUUCAUGCUGUGAGAGACAGUUUGUACAGACUGCAAGGUGUCUGUGAGUCUUCGGCACAAAAGAAAUGGCUGUCUCAUUUGGAAUCCACACAGUGGUUGGCUUACAUCACUUGCAUACUAAAGGUACUGUCAUGUUGACUAUUGAACUUAAAAAACCUUUUUUUUUUUUACCUCUUCCCAUCGUCCAAGUACUAAUACACUAAUGGUAUUUGUUUUUCCAUUUAGGACUGAAACCCUCUUUUGAGCAAUCAAAAUCUCAGUAAACCCGCUCCUCUAUGACUUACUGACGUGACAAAUUUUUUGUUCCAUUUUAUCCUAAUUGUUUUGAUAAAAAGUUAAAUUGUCAUUAAAAGUUGAUGCCUUUUUGGAGAAUGAAGAAGACUGUGGCUUAAGUUCUUUCAUUUAUCACCCCUCUACCCAGUUCAGGAAGUCGCCACCGGUCAAACAAGUUGCCGUUAAACUGAUGAAAAAGUCUAGCAUCGUAGAGAAUUGUUGGUACAAAUGGUAAACAAAAACCGAAAUUGCUGGAAACAAUUGCAAGCAUUAGUGCUGUUUAAAUUUCACGUUAGGCGCCAAAUUUGAUCGCUUGAAGUCACACAGUUUACAACUAGAAAAAAAUAAGCUCCUUUGUUUGCAGGAAUUUCUCGGGGAUCGUACAGAUAAUACUGGUUUUACGAUCAAACAUGACGGCGCGCAGAAACUUCCAGUUCUAAAAAGUGGUUCUUCAUUUUGAUUUUUCCCACACUCAAUAUUUAAUUUCCAUUUGCGCUAGGAAAUUUUAACUUUAAAGAUUAUUUUCGUCAGUUUAACGACACUUGGUUCCAUCAGUAGGGGUCUUUCCGAUGUCAUGUUUAGAGGUGUUUUUUAUUGUGAUUUCAUUUUUUCCGCCGUAAACUGUUUGUUUACUGUGUCUACUUGUUUGCUCUAGGGUGCCGUGACGAUAGCGCGGUUUGUUGAUAAGGGAGCCGCUGCCCUGGUGCACUGCAGUGACGGGUGGGAUCGAACGUCACAGCUGACGUCACUAGCUCAGCUCCUUCUGGAUCCGUUCUACAGAACAAUAACAGGAUUCCAGGUACACGUGUCAUACUCUCGCACUUUAUUUUAAAACCUAAAUUUUAGAAGAGUGGUUUUUUUCAAUCGCAAAGAAAAUGAUCAAAUGUUUCUUGGAGUAUACUUCUCCUCUUACAGAGUUCAAAAUAACUUUGAACGUCUCCAAUUCAAGGUUCUUAUAGAAAAAGAGUGGAUAUCUUUUGGUCAUCGGUUCCGUGAUCGGCUUGGUCAUCCAUCAUGUCCUAGUCAGCGGUCGCCCGUGUUUUUACAGUUCUUGGAUUGUGUAUGGCAGGUCAGUUGAUUAAAUUGACGCGAAAUUAUUGUUUGUCUGUUUAUGUAUUUCUGAUACUCCUCUUAAAUGUUUCCCUCCUUUUUUCUGGUAAAAAAAUGCCUUUUAAGCUUUCUUAACCUUACUACUUGCCCUUAAAUUUUGUGGAACCCAUUUUCUGUUUUUUAUGCGAUUAAGUGGAUCAUAUGUCUUUGUUUGAUUGUUAUUGUUUUCUUUCUACCUGGUUUGUCACAUGAUUAUGGGCUAGUUUAGGAACUAACCUCACAAACCCUCCUUCGUCGCUGAUGUUACUUAGGCUUGUUUUGUGCCUUUCAGAUUGUGCAACAAUUUCCUAGUGCUUUCGAAUUUACUCCGCUGUAUUUAGUUAGAAUAGCAGACCAGGUUAAUUCACAAUGGUAAGUAGUUGUUAUUUGUUUGUCACGGGGGAUGUUUUCUUCCUCGACCCCAUUUACCGUUUCUUUCCCUUCCCUCUCCUCCUUUUCCACCCUUUCUCCCUCUCCUUCCUCUCUACAACCCUUUCCCUGUAGACUUCCCCCUACCCAACAUUCUCUCCUUUACUAAAUGUUUUUUCUUUCUUCCUUGCCAAUUUCGUGUAUCCUGAUUUAAGGUUUGGAAAUUUUCUUUGUAAUAACAUGAAUGACCGAAAAAAGCUUCUGGUUUCAACCUUAACCUUAUCACUAUGGGCUCACUUAAGAGCAGAUGAAGACGCCUUCCGAAAUCCAACUUACAGGAAAUAUAACGAGGUAAGACUGCAAUGCACGAUUUAUGCACCGGAACAGUUUUCAAGCAUAACAUCCCUAAAACGUUUCUACAAUAGUUUUACAACCCAAGGAAAUUCCCAUUUCCCCACAUACUAUUCACCGCUUUUGAAGUUUGUUUCUUGGUUUGUUCCUUCCUUAGUAUGUUUCUUAGAUAAAGGGGGGGAGUAAGUUUCUAAAGAAACUAUGGUGCUGCGUCGGUGGGAGAGUAUAACAAGGUAAUUUAGAAUUAUUAAAUGAGGUGAUAACGUUAAUUCGCACCGUAGAGAGUUUCAAAGCUGACGUUUCGAGCGUUAGCCCUUCGUCCGAGAGAAUAGCGAAGGGCUAACGCUCGAAACGUCAGCCUUGAAACUCUUUACGGUGGCCAAUUUAUGUUAUCAACUCAAUUGAUAAUACCAAAUUACCCUUAGUAAGUUCCUUAGUAUGUUAUUUCCUUCGUUCAAACACCACACGCUCUCGGAGGAAUUGAGGCAUUUUGACUUUCAAAAUUCUUUACAGUGUUUUAAAGACUUAUAACUCUCUAAGAAAAAUACCUUUUGGAAGUAAAACCCUUGACCUUCUUAAAAAUGGUAAGAGAGCACUCCUAAUGGGGGUCAAAGAAAAACAUGACGAGCCAUGUUACGGAUACUGAUUGGAAUACCGUUGAACUUACCCACUCUUAACCCGGAGGACGUUUUCGAGCCAUGUCCCGCUCUUAUUUACUGAGGUAGUAGAAAAAAAGGCAUUAGUCUGACUGUCUCCCUGGUCGCAGUUGUUCUUCUUCUUCGUCGUUGUCGUCUUCUCCUUUUUUUCGUAUUGUGACAGGGCCACUUUCAUAUUUCCUUUCCUUUCCUUUCCUUUUGCAGACAUUAUUUCCCGUGUCCAACCCAAGAAGACUUCAGCUGUGGGUAGACUACUUCUUAAGAUUCGACGAGACAGCUUGGUCCACACAGGAUCCGGCCAUCCAGGAUGACGAGGGAGACGCGGAGGUAAGGGCGCACCUCGGGGUGGGGGGAGGGGCGGUUGCGUUCUACUUGCUGGGCUAGUCAGAGGGAGCAAGCAUCUAUGGAAUUAAGAAUCAGAUAGUUCGGAAGAAAUAAACUUUCCGCCCAUUGUACAGUCGUAUGGCUGACGCUGUCGAAGACAAGAGCAGUCAGGCCACGCUCAAGUGGAAAUAAGGAUUAAAAAAACAAGAGAGGUUGAUCAGAAUUUAUCGUCUUUAUUACGUUUGAUGAUUUCAGCCUGUGGUUACCAAGCCACUGGACUCAGUUAUAUGGGUCCCGGAUGAGCGAGCGCGGGAAUGUGCCGACUGUAAGCAGAGAUUCACUCAGUUCAGAAGAAAGGUAUUUAAGUUCGCUCACCAAUUUUCUUAACUUAUGCGCCCGCUCUUCUUUAAAAUCCUACGAAUAGAACUUGAAAAUUCAAACUUUCAGACUUCAGUGGCUGCUGUAUUUGAAACAAAUGCUGCAACUUUGAAGGAAUCAAAUGGUAAACACGAAACCUCUGUAAAAAGCUGUGAACCUAAACCAAGAAUAUGCAUUAAACUUAAGGUUACAAUGAAUAACCCUUUAGGCCUCUGUCUCCUUUUACAAUGUCUUCCUCGAUUCCUCAAUUCAUCUGGGAGCGAAUUGUUACUCCUUUAACAUUUUUUGUUAGCAAUGGCUGAAUUAUGAUGACUGUCAUUACUAACUUGUGUUCUUGUUAAAAUUUCUUUGUAAUCAUUUACAUUUAUUUUUCUUCUUCUUUCCCUUUGUGACACCCGCUGGACAGCAUCAUUGCAGGUGAGCAGUUCGUUACCCUUUGAGAGCUAUCUCUUGAUCCUUUCUCAAGGACUAAACAAACUUGUGUCCUAACGUAAUGUGAUAACUGAAUUAUAAUUAACAAUUAGUUGGCCGAGUCUCGAGUUCUAUCAAGAGCUGGCUUGUCCCGAAGAGGCAGUCAUCAGAGUAGUUGUAUUCAAGCGUGCGCCAUGUUUUUGGUAAAACGUUAAUAGUACCCUACUGAAGAACGUAUUUCCAUUAACCUAACCAAAGAAAUUACAAGGACCACUCAGAACAAUUUUUAAUAUUGCGAUGAGCUAAUAAGAAGUGAAAUGAAAGUAAAAACAGGCAGACUCUCUGAAGCGGCGGGAAACACGAAGAAAAAAGUCGCAAUUGGUUCAAUUUGUUGUGAGGGUAACGCGAUUUUUAGAGACCACACAAAUCACAGAUCGCAUUGAAGCAAAGUCAGUGUAAUCCUGGUUUUCCUUCGACGCUCAAUUGAAAAUUGCUGUUUUUGAGCAGUUUACUUUCAAUGGGCUUUAGACGUAGAAUCCCUCCCAUCGCCCUUUACCGUAAUAAGGCUGAGAAACUUCAAGAAAGUUUUUACAGGGCUAUCCGAAAAGUCAUAAUUAUGCGUACUUUUUUUGCUCUGUAGAGCAUGUGGUCAAGUAUUCUGCAGUGAAUGUACAAAACAGAGAAUUCGCCUACCUCAGUUUGGUUACAUGAAUCCUGAAAGAGUAUGCGAGAACUGCUUUCAUCAAAACAACAUCAGACAAGUUGACGAAGAGGUUAGUUGGUAUUUUGUUAUGCUAGUAACUUAGAUUUGUUCCGUUUUUGUUGGUGUUGUCGUCGUUGUUGUUUUCGUUUUACCUUCUAUGCAUGAAUAUGACAGAUACCCUCACCGUGAAUUGAGUGACUGGUUUGAUUAACGGUAACUUUCAUGAGGCUUACUUGACGUUCGUUUCGUUUUUCUUUGUAUGUCUGUUUGUCUGUCCACGUGUAUGACUGCUUGGUUUUUUUUUUUUUUGUUUUUUUUUUGACACACGAGAUAUGACGUCCGACAUUAUUUUACCAGCUGUUUAUCAAACGAAGCGAUGGUUAUUAAGGAAGCGCAACCUGAGCCGAAAUCGUUAGAAAUUGUGGUACUGUUGUCUUGUAGUAAAUGUGAAAUGUUAAUGUCGAUUGUAAAUGCAAACUUUGUGGCUUUAAGAGACGUUGAAAUUGCUUCGUGGAGCACGUUUAUGACCCUUUAAUGUCUUCAAGAAUUCUUGAACCUUUUCUGUAAAGUUUCAGUAAGUUGACUAGAAGGCCAUUUAACAAACGUUUCAAGAAGUAACUCAAUUUUCGGUCAUUCUACGGGCUGAAAUAUGUAUCGCCAACCGAAAGCAUCGAAUAUUUUAAAAAAGGACUCCUAAAAGGGAAACAGAACAACAGGUAGCAGCAAGAACUUGAAUUGGUACUCAAUGAAAUGAUCGCAAGUUUAAGAAACUAAAAAUCAUAUUGUGAUAUUCUGUACAGGAUGAAGAUGAAUUUGAGGUGAUCACUCUUCCAAAUUUCCCAAGGUAAAGUUUCCUGGUAAAGUACGAAGAAAUUUGUUGAAACUAAGAUCUGCGCAAAACUCUGAGAUAGUUCAUCUGAUAAAGGACAUGACCUAAAAAAUGGAGAUAGCAGUCAACUUUCACGAAAUAGAAUUGUGAUCGCGAAAUGUCAGCUCAUGGCCUGGAUUUGCAAGGAGCCUUUCUAUGGGGAACCUAUUGCUAACAACAUACACGAAGUAUUUAACAUGUCUAACAAGAAAAUAUUAUUUAACAUGGUAUAUUUUUUAAACCACGUAAAUUUAGAAGAAAGAUUUCAUGUUGCCGUGCGUCUGUAUUGCAUUGUAUCUGUAUUUUGCGAUAUUUAAACAGGCUGGCCCAGUUUAGCUCAGAGCUGGUUUAAACGGAAGCCUGUGUAAACAAUGACAAGGCUAGACCACAACACAGGGAGCUAUGUUCCCUACUCUUUGGGAGAAAUGAGUAGCUUCUUAACGUCCCGUGCUAACCAUCACAGAGAAAAGACAGGAGACCGGGGUCUAUGACUUAGCGUCCUUAUAGACUGGAAUGUCUAACCAUUUGCCGUUGUCAAAACAAAAGCAGCACAUUCUCCUCGAUUAUUUUAACAGCCUGAAUGUUGGUCUGUUCUGCGGCUUGAACCCUCGACCUCCACCACGCCAGUCCGGCGCUAAGUAAGCGCGGUGUCCAGUAAUAGAUUACAGGUUAGGUCAAAAUGUGGUAAGAACAAAAAACUGGCGCGUGAGGCGCAGUGUCACUGAUGUUCUUACCAUAUUUUGACGUCUUCUGUAAUCGGUUACUUUACAGACGCACGGCAACAUGGAGAAUUUUGUUUAAUAUAAUAAAGAAGCAGACAAUUGUUUAUGGCGACGUCAUGUAUGCGUCUGUCCUCCGAAAGAUUAUAAGAAAGAACCAAUCAAAUUGCUAAUGUGAUUAAGCUUAUUGUAGAACUAGCUGUAGAAAAUUCUGAGGCAGAGUAACUGCAGUUGCAUGCUAUGAGAAUUUCAUUUUUUAUCGAAUUUAUCAAGAAUAAUUUUUACAAAUAACUGAAUAUUUAAAUCAUUUUAAUGGACACCCUUUGAUGAAGAAAAGGCUUAUGUAAGCGAAUUUCAGGAAAUUUUGUAUCCUGUAAAGGGGUUUUCUUUAGUAUGGCCGGUAACCAGGUAACAUUUCUUGUCAAAGUGAUAUUUUAAAAAAAGCAUCACGAAAUUUUGUAACCUGACAUAAAUAAUUGGUAAUUACAUAAUUUCUGUUUCCAAAAUAGUCAAAUCUCAAUCUAGAUACGCAAUAAUUAUUUUGCUUUUUGUUCGGAAAUAGAAUAAGAAGUCACAUUAAUUUGGGAUUAUAACAAGAAUGUAGAGUUAUCAAUUUAUCAUGAAACUGUAUGAUAUUGUAAUUUUAAAAGUUUUUUCAUUUGUGAUAAACUGUAAAUUAAAUCAAAGCAAGUUCAGGGGAACGAAAAUCCGUUUGACGCAUCUAUAACUCCGCAACCGAGCUUCAAAUUUCUAAUGUGAAUAGGGGACACCAUUGCUGCACUGGGGAGGGGAGGAGAUGGAACUGAGUGGAAGAGAACGGGGGAGGGGAGGGGAGGGUACAAGGCUGACGGUAAACGUGAAAUCAAAUAGGGACUUACAUCCCACCCUCUCUCUCCCCUCCCCUAUAAGUAUGCCGAAGGUGUACUGUAUGGUGAGGGAGGAAGAAAGUUCGAGUUCUGUGUUUGUGUAAAGUGAAAGUUUAUGAAAUUAUUUUGUGACGAGCAUGAGUUCAAAUAAAACUGUCAAGCUGAUUGUUCAAAUUUUAACUUUUUACUGACCCAUUGCAGAAAUACAC
Messenger RNA from Pocillopora meandrina, 20647 nucleotides. NCBI's taxonomy places the organism in Eukaryota, Metazoa, Cnidaria, Anthozoa, Scleractinia, Pocilloporidae. The record is from the annotation of a GenBank genome assembly.